Molecule: messenger RNA, 1194 nt
Organism: Symbiodinium sp. CCMP2592
Lineage: Eukaryota; Dinophyceae; Suessiales; Symbiodiniaceae
Source: the annotation of a GenBank genome assembly
AUGCAGGGCCAGGAAUCAGCCGUUGCAUCUGCGGAUGUGCGUCGCUUCGUGCACACUGCGGCAGAGCCAGGACUGCAGUGUAUGGCAUGGCUGCCUGCACACGAAACCUUCGUGGAUGCACGGCUGCGAAUUGGCCAAGAUCAGCUUGAGCUGCAGACGCUGGGGACGGGCACGCCUCCGGUAAAGAUCUGCCUGGGCUACCUGAGGUCGGCCAGCGUGGCUUCAAACGCCCAGAUUCCUUACCCUUCCGGGCUGAGUAUCAACUGGGUGGACUUCGCGGUAUUGCUGGAGUUCUUUGACCUCACAGAGGCCAUGGAAUUGCGUACGGAAUGCGUGUUGCUCAAUGGCGACGUCGAGGCUGCGCUUCUGUGCCGCUCUUUGGGGCAGCUUCAGCGCUUUGGUGUUCCACCCCUGGAGAAAGAUCUGGAGCUCCCAACUUGGGUUGCCGCACGAGCGCGUGCUGCUGUUGCGACUUUGACAUCGCCGGACAUCUUGAUGGCGCUGAAGCGAUGGCGUGCUGGCUCUGCCCUCGUGGCGCCUUCGUCGCCCUCGCUGCCUUCGCGUCUUCGCACCUCCUCCGAGGUGGGCGCAAGCUGCACAGGCUUAUCUCUUUCCGCAUUUUGGAAAGACGCAACAGCCGGGGUUUGGGAAGUUCUGAACUCGCCAGCUCUGCUUGGCAUCAAGCCAGACCCGAACCUGGCUGCAGGCUGGGAUGCGCCACUGCCCCUGAAUGGCGGGGACCGCUUAGACGGCGAAGCAGAGCUCUCUGCCAGAUGGAAGAAAGUGCUGGGUGAUCGUUCGCCUGCAGAGCUAACGCGGAGCGAACUGCGAGCUCUGUUCAUACUUGGGCACCGAAUACCCUGGCAGUACAGGCUGGCACUUUGGCCCACCUGGCUUCACGUGGCGGAAGAGGGCAGUGAGCCGCUGGAUGACGGCAUGCUGUGCGCUGACGAAACUUGCCAAAAGCAGAUCGAGAAGGACGUGCCGAGGCCAGACCCACAAAACCGCGUUCUGGCGAACGCUGCGGCUUGCGGCAGGGUGCUGUCGGGGGAAACAGCUGUACUAUGGAGCCGAAUCGUUUUGCGAGUGGAGUUGGCGAUUCGGGCGCUCCAGUGGAAUUCCUGCAAGCCUUUCCCACGGGCUAGCGCGUCGCAGCGUAGCAGAGCUUCACUUGGGCUAUUGAGCUUGACAUAG